AGAAGACAUAUUUAAUCUGAAAAUGUUCGAGCUUCAUCCGUCGAUAAUUGAGAUUAGUGCGUAUAUCCAACAAUGUAAGAGAGUGCAGCUGGUUUUGUCCAUAUAUGGGACUUUGACGCGCAUAUAAAAUUGCCGACGAGGCUCAUGCCUGCCAUUGGUUCAACAACUUUGGAAGUUUCCGGAUUAUAAACUAGUGGAUCAUAUAAUAAAAUCUGAUUCUUUUAUGGGAGCCACAGAAAAACUAAUAUUAACAAAAUCUCCAUCUGGGAUUUGAGGAUGGGAUGGUAGCUAUAGUAUAGUCUUUGGUUUCUUCCAUCCAAAAAUGGUGCAGAGACUGUGUCUUAUGGCUUCUCAUACCUACCCUCCAGGCCUUGCCUUCCCCACAACACAUCAUAUCAAGGACUCUCAAACGUUCUUGCCUUCUUCUUUAGCAAAACCAGACAUGCUCAGUUAUCAGUGUCCUUUUCUUAAGCCAAGUCCAUCUCCAGAGUCGAUGAAAACCCAAAAUAAAUGGUUUGACGAUAAUCAGUUUGUCAAUGCUGAUUUCUCAGCUCAAUGGCCUGUAUCAACUGAUGUACAAGAAUCCUGCUCAAAUGCAGUACUUUUAGGCUUUGGCAUUGUUGAACAAUGCACCAAGCAUGAUAAAAUUUCAAAGCACCUAAAGUCCGGAACUGCUGAAUCGCGCAUAGAUGGUGCAAACAUCUCUUUGAUGUCAGACUUGAUGAAAUUGCAGUUAUCAGCAAUUGAUGAACCUCGGCAACCAUUUUCAUCCGACUCAUCAUCUCUUUUAUACCUUAAUGACAAAUUUGACAUCCAGAAGCCUUUGUUGUAUUUUCUUCAAGAUUCAGCCCUUACUUCGAAGAUUACAGUUCAUCUUGAUGGUCAAAUCACAUUUAUGGGUACUGAGAUUCAGAUGAAAGAUCUUCUUUCUGUAGUUGCUGAAUCAUACUUGUCAAAGAGCUUACAUAAGGUUGAAAAGCACUCAUUGCUUGUUCCACACUUCGGCAGGGUGAAAAUCAAUGAAGCAGAAGGACUGAAUCAUUCCUCUACAGUGAAGCAGACCUUAACUGCGCCUUUAAGGAGUCCAAAGAAAGUAAAAAACAAACCAUCACAAAAGAAGAACAAGAAAAUUGACAGAGAAAGAGAUCUCUACAAGAACUAUUCACAUGCAUGCGAGAGCCUUUUGUCCUUGAUGGUGAACAAGAAAAAACGUCGGAAAACAAUUAUUGCUUCGCUGAAGAAAUCAGGCCCUGAGCUUCCAGAGCUUCUUACACAAAUUUCUGCUGGCAUUGCUGGGACUGGCCUUGCUGUCCUAUUAUCUGUAAUCUGCAAGCUAGCUUGUGGAAGGCUUCUUCUUUCUGCAUCAAGCUUGUUCAACACCGGAUUGGGAUUUGGGUUGGUUUGGCUUUCUUGGUCAGUAAGUAAGCUAAGGGCCACAAUUGUUAGCAUCAGCAGACAUGCUGCAAAGUUGGGUUGGAAAGAAGAGGAAAUGAUUCAGAAACUCGAUAAGAGGAUUAGAGAUAUUUACUUUGGCUCCGCGGCAUUGUUAGCAUUGGCAGUGCUAAGUAUUGGUUGAGUAACAUUUCCCAAGACGCAGUUAUUUGUACUGUAAAUGACGAACGGUUAUCUGGGUGAUGCUCAAUUAUGUGGAUGUUGAAUACAGUGAUGGCUAAACAAUUCUACUAUGAAAUCUUUUAGGUCAUCAAUUGAUCAAAAUCGGUAUGUUGUAGUUAAUGUAUUGGGUUUCAAAUAACGCAGAAAGAAUUGCUUGGUAAUGUAGAUUGUAAUAUAUAAUUUUGCUAUGAAUCAAGCAAAAUGCUUUCUUUAGUACUUAAGCCAAGAAUAGUAACAUUAUAACAUAGGUAAAUAAUAAAUUGUCAAAAUUACUCGCA
This is a messenger RNA of Trifolium pratense (red clover), 1892 nucleotides long. RefSeq lists its product as uncharacterized. NCBI's taxonomy places the organism in Eukaryota, Viridiplantae, Streptophyta, Magnoliopsida, Fabales, Fabaceae. The coding region runs from base 323 to 1576 and encodes 417 amino acids. The transcript is spliced from 5 exons. The record is from RefSeq and is a predicted model, not a curated record.